Tarenaya hassleriana is the source of this 1214-nucleotide messenger RNA. RefSeq names its product ectonucleotide pyrophosphatase/phosphodiesterase family member 3. The record is from RefSeq and is a predicted model, not a curated record. Gene Ontology annotation, cellular component: vacuole. Lineage: Eukaryota; Viridiplantae; Streptophyta; Magnoliopsida; Brassicales; Cleomaceae.
AUGACUAAAAGUUUCGAACAUUCAAAGAAUUGUAUUCUCCAAUGGCGUCGCGUUGCUCUAUCAGCUGCUUCUGCCUUCGCUUUCCUCUUCUCUUCGCAGUUCCAGGUCUCGGAAUCGUCUGAUCUUGAUGGAUCCAUUGCUCGUCCCAUCAAGAAACUCGAGAAACCUGUGGUUCUGCUGAUUUCCUCAGAUGGUUUUCGUUUCGGGCGCCAUUUCAAGACCAAAUUUCCACCGAUUAAUCCAACAGGGACUGAAGCGGAGAUGGGUUUGAUCCCAGUUUAUCCGACGUUAACAUUCCCUAGCCAUUACCCCAUCGCCACAUGACUUUACCCACCUUAUCAAAGCAACCGAUUCGUGGAUCCGAACACAGGGAACACGUUCACGAUGUCUGGUCACGAACCAGAGUGGUGGCUCGGUGAGCCAAUGUGGGAGACAGUGGUUAAUCAUGGCUUAACUCACUUUUGGCCUGGUUCUGAUGUAAACAAAGGUUCGUGGAAUUGUCCUAAAGAUUUCUGUUCAGCGUUACAAAUUUACAACGGCUCUGUUCCAAUCGAUGGUAGGGUUGAAACUAUCUUGAGUUACUUCGAUCUGUCAAGUAGGGACGUCCUGUGUUUCAUCACGUUAUACUUUGAGGAUCCUGAUCAUCAUGCCGUUGCUAAUAUCGAUAGAUUCAUUGGUAAUAGGUUGAUUGAUGGACUGGAAAAGAGAGGGAUUUUUUUUGAUGUGACCAUGAUUAUGGUUGGUGACCAUGGAAUGGUGGGAACUUGGGAUAAAAACCCGAUCUUUCUCGAUAAUUUAGCUCCUUGGAUCGAGAUCCCAAGCAGCUGGGUUCAGUACUAUACUCCGUUAUUCGCAAUCCAACGUCCCCCGGAUCACAUAGAGAGGGAAGUAAUUGAAAGGUUUGUCUGAAGGAAGAUCUUCCAAGCAAAGGCUGCAUUAUACAACAGACAGUUACCAUAUUCAUCAAGCAUGGAUCCCGGUUCGGUGCUAGAGGAAGAAAAGUGCCAUUCUUUUCUGAACAAUAGUUCUUCUGGGUUUCCUUCUUGUGUCCUCUUGCCAAUGGGGUAGAGAAUUAUAAGGUAGCUUUAGAUUUUUUCGCCAUUAGCUCGUGAGAUGUUUCCUAGUUUAGGCAUCGAUCUGAAGGGAGAACCAUGGUCUGUGAGAUAUGUAAAUGUGCUUUGAAUGAUGUUACGAUCGUAUGAUCGUUGUCCUGA